CCUUUUCGUAUGUAAUAGAUUAUCCCGCCACGAGGGUUAAGAAUUGUUUUUUUCCAUGAACGCAUGAAUGUGCAUGAACGCCCACUGCGACAGGUGAUUUUGUGCUAGUAGAGUGUCAAUUUCAAUCGCGUGAGGGCACUACCGCCUAGGCCAAAAAAAAGUCAGUGUGAUCGUGAAUUUCGAGUCAUUCGUGUUCGUGUUUCGUGUUCACUGUCCAGCCGUUUCAGCGGUCAACGUUCAGUAUACCAUACCGUGUGACGUGGGAUUUGUGUCACAAGAACUUUUAGUACAACAUUAGAAAAUAACUGAAAAUGCCGAAGAAGAAAACGGGUCAGAGGCGAAAAGCCGAAAAACAAAAACUUCGUCAAAAGGAAAUCAGAACGGCCAAGGCUGUUAUGGAUUUAGCUAAAGUUCCUGCUAAUUCGGUCAUGGAAUGUGACAAAUGUAAUCGGAAACAGAAAAGUCGAGCUUUCUGCUAUUUUUGUCAGAGCGUUCAGCGGUUACCUGUUUGCGCUCAUUGUGGGAAAAUGAAAUGCAUGCUCAAGACCGGAGAUUGCGUUAUUAGACAUCCUGGUGUUUUUACUACUGGUCUAGCGAUGGUGGGUGCUGUUUGUGACCACUGCGAAGCCUGGGUUUGCCACGGAAGACGUUGUCUGACAUCACACGCUUGUACAUGUCCGCUCAUGGAUGCUGUUUGUCAAGAGUGCGAAAGGGGUGUUUGGGAUCACGGUGGCAGAAUAUUUCGAUGUUCCUUCUGCGAUUGUUUCCUCUGUGAAGACGAUCAAUUUGAACAUCAAGCCUCUUGCCAAGUUCUUGAGGCAGAAAGUUUCAAAUGUCAAUCGUGCAAUAAGCUAGGACAGUAUUCGUGCUUGAGAUGUAAAACUUGUUAUUGCGAAGAUCACGUGAGAAGAAAGGGCUUCAAAUAUGAAAAGAAUAAAGCCAUACCUUGUCCCAAGUGCAGUUACGAAACAUCACAAACGAAAGAUCUCAGCAUGUCAACUCGGAGCCAUAAAUUUGGUAGACAAAAUCAAGCCGGCUAUGGUGAUUCCGAUGACGAGGGUGAUAGUUACGGUUAUUACGGAAACGGAAGUAGUAGUUACGGCAACGAAGCGUCCGGUGAUUACGGAGAGGAUGACGACGAUGACGAGGACGAUGAUGACGACGAAGAAGAUACAAGUUGUGAAAGCGGGGACGAGGACGAAGAUGAGGAAGACGAGAAUGAUGAGAAGGACGCAGAGGAUGAAGACACUAAGAAAAUCACGGCAAAAAACAAACCAAAAGAAUAACAUCGAUUUAAUUCAUACAAAUGUUUUAUUGUUGUUCUUAAAAAAAAAUGAUUAUUCCGUUAACCACAAUGUCAGAAAAUAAUUAAAGAAAGCAUUAUUUUCACUA
Molecule: messenger RNA, 1392 nt
Organism: Venturia canescens
Lineage: Eukaryota; Metazoa; Arthropoda; Insecta; Hymenoptera; Ichneumonidae
Gene: Noa36
Product: zinc finger protein 330 homolog Noa36
Exons: 5
Coding region: 312-1286 (324 amino acids)
Cellular component (GO): nucleus
Molecular function (GO): zinc ion binding
Source: RefSeq, a predicted model, not a curated record